GAUGUAUGGAAUUCAACUUCCAGAAUUCAUCCAAAAAGAUGAACUGAACAAAUUGUAUGCUGCUCUCUAGUGGCAACAGUAGGUUGUAUAAAAGAAAGGAAAUAGAUCAACUGUUGGAUUUCAUAUUUUGAAAAAUAAAGACUUGCUUAUCUUCUACAUCUGCCUUUGUCCCAACAUCACUAAAAAUAAUUGAAACCUGCAUAGCUCGUAGAAGAAUUUAAUCCAGUCCAAUCAACAAUCUCUUCCAACACUGAUGACAUGCCAGCUUUUUAAACUUCUGCUCCUUCUCUGCUUUUCCUGAUAUUCAGGGUGGUGCAUAGUUCUGGAGAAACCAUAAGCUUGUUUGCUAUUUUAUGACUUUUUAGUUGGCCCUUACUUUAUAAAAGUAUUACAUUACUGUAGUUUUUGGGUAUUUUCUUAUGGGCUUUGCACCGUGAUCUUAGUUUUUAGUUUAAGAUUUGUGGAUUGAAAAAAAAAAACUGAAGCUAAUUAGUCUAUCAAUAGUAGAGUAAUGUAAUAAACUGUUAAAAUGCAAAAGGCUACUUAAUGACAUUCUAUUAUUGUUCUCCUCCACAGAGUUCAGGGCAGAAUAGAAUGUAUUCAUUCCUCACAAGAUUUUUGUCAGUUGAGGACCAGUGGCAUGUUGGAGAUCCUAAGUGCUACAUGAUGUCUGUCAACCUGCUGAGUUUAAUGAGUUGAAGAAACUAUUGGAGGAUUGGUUUGAUCAAUAUUUGCCUGUUAAGCACUUCAGAACUUUAAAGAAGAUGUCAACAACUCUUUCAGUGCUGCAGGAGGAACUGGUGUCUGUUGACAAUGAACUGCAGGCAUUGGAAAUCCAGAUUCAAGAUCUUCUUGAACAUCAGCAGCAACUUAUUCAAAAGAAGACCAUCUUGAAGAAGAAAAUAACACAGUUUUCUGGCACAGAAAGUGGGAGUAGCAAAGAUACUGAAUCAACAGCUGAGGACUGGAACAAAGAAGACUUUCCAUGGUCCACAAAGAUUAAGGAUGUGUUACAAAAGAACUUUGGCCUCCAGAAAUUUAGGCUCUUGCAAUUGGAGACAAUUAAUGCAACAAUGGCAGGAAGAGAUGUAUUCCUUGUCAUGCCCACUGGAGGGGGAAAGAGUCUGUGUUAUCAGUUGCCAGCAGAAUGUUCUCAGGGCUUCACACUUGUGAUCUGUCCUCUCAUCUCCCUUAUGGAGGAUCAGCUAAUGAUGUUAGACCAGCUGGGUAUAUCAGCAACUUUACUAAAUGCUUCCAGCAGCAAGGAACAUGUAAAGUGGGUUCAUGCCGAAAUGCUGUCUCGGAACUCCCAGCUAAAGCUUAUUUAUGUGACGCCAGAGAAGAUAGCGAAAAGCAAGAUGUUUAUGUCAAAGCUAGAAAAAGCUUACCAAGGAGGACAUCUGACCCGGAUUGCCGUGGAUGAAGUCCAUUGCUGUAGCCAGUGGGGGCAUGACUUCAGACCUGAUUACAAAUUGCUUGGGAUCUUAAAACGGCAAUUUCCCAAUGCUCCAUUGAUUGGAUUGACUGCGACUGCAACAGGACAUGUGCUACGUGAUGCACAGAACAUCCUUUGCGUGCAAAAGUGCAUCACCUUCACAGCAUCCUUCAACCGGCCCAAUCUUUAUUAUGAGGUUCGUCAGAAGCCAUCAUCUGCUCAGAAUUGCAUUGAGGAUAUUGUGAAACUCAUCAGUGGAAGAUACAAAGGCCUUUCAGGAAUUAUCUACUGCUUUUCCCAGAAAGAUGCUGAACAAGUUACUAUGAAUUUACACAAGUUGGGGAUUAAAGCAGGUACUUACCACGCCAAUAUGGAGCCCAAAGAUAAGAGCAGAGUUCACAAGCGGUGGUGUGCCAACGAAAUCCAGGUUGUUGUGGCCACUGUUGCCUUUGGUAUGGGAAUCGAUAAGCCAGAUGUGAGGUUCGUAAUACAUCAUUCAAUGAGUAAAUCCAUGGAAAAUUACUACCAGGAGAGCGGGCGUGCAGGUCGGGAUGACCAGAGAGCUGAUUGCAUCUUAUAUUAUGGCUUUGGAGACAUAUUCAGAAUCAGCACUAUGGUGGUGAUGGAAAAUGUGGGGCAACGGAAACUGUAUGACAUGGUUUCCUACUGUCACGAUAUGAGAAGGUGCCGCCGAGUCCAGAUUGCUCAUCACUUUGAUGAGGCCUGGGAUUCUGCCAAUUGUAAUAAAAUGUGUGAUAACUGCUGCCAAGAAGAGUCAUUUGAGAAGAUGGAUGUGACGGGGCAUUGCAGGGAUCUCAUCAAGAUUUUAAAGCAAGUGGACCAAAUGAGGGAGAAAUUCACUCCUCUGAAAUUGAUCGAUGCUUGGCUAGGGAAAGGUCUGUCAAAACUGGGAUUAGAGAUUGCUGCUCCCAAACUUCCCCGUGAUGUAUUAGAGAGAAUCAUUGCCCAUUUGAUUCUGCAACAAUAUCUGAAGGAAGACUUCAGUUUUACAGCCUUUGCUACAAUAUCCUAUGUGAAAAUAGGACCCAGAGCGGAUCUUCUGAAAGAUAAGGCUCAUGUUAUCACUAUGCAGCUGAUACUGAGCAAAAAUAAAACUGCUAAGGUGAAAAGCUCUCCGUUAUCCAGUCCGAGGACCCCAGGAAAGAAAAUGAAGGUUACAUCCCAAAAACAGGAAGGUGACCCUCCUUCAAAGGAUCAUAUUAAAGCAAAAAAGGUCAAACUUAUGGCUCAUGAAGAAGAUGAGCCUGUGAUCAUAGAAGAUUAAAAAGUGGGGUUUUUGGACAACCUGCACAUCUUUGCACGUGGGGAAGACAGGCCAGAGAGUCAGGAAGAUGAGGUUGGAGAAAGCAGCUAGGCCACCCAAAGCUGGCUGCUCACAGCUGCUACUACCUGUUUACAAAGUCAUUUUGGCAAAAGAAAAUGCUUUUCUAGCUUUUUUUUUAAACAAACAAAAACAAUACAAGGUUUUAAAAAUACAGAUAUAAAACAUGAGGUAAUAGACCUGGAGGUUUUGAGGCAAGUACUAGAGUCUUGGGAUACAGGAAAGGAAGUGUAACUUAAAAAAAGGCACGGCUUUCCGUGUAUAAAAUAUUCCAAUUUGCUGCUGAAAUAAAAAUGCCUUGAAAUGAAGCUCAAACCUUGAUGAAAAUGUUCAUGAGUAACUUCUCUUUGAUAACUCCGGUGCGCAGUUUAUUUUGAUGGAAGUGUCUAAUUUCAAAAGUAAUUCCUGGAAGUCAAGUGAUCCAGUGAUUGGCCAUAAAAAUCCACUUCUGGAAUAAAUAUUCAACAGGGAACUCAGUACAGAGUGCUUCUGAUAGUGUGUUUACUCUACCCACCAUCACUAAAAGACACAUCUGAGUGGAUUUAUGUAGAAUGAAGUUUCCAGUUCCAAAUAUCAAGUGAAACUGAUCCAGUAUUUUUUUAAAUGGAGAAGAAUACUUGAAGGCUUUGGGUUCUAUUACUUAAAGAGGCCCUUCCUUCAUCUGUAUAAAACAUCUAUGAAUAUAGAACACAGUUCCAUUAGUAUUAUGUUUCCACUUUUUAAAAUCAUCAUAAUCAAAGGAUCAUGUUGAUGUUGUCUUGAAGAUGUGACUGGUAUUGUGCAAGCAUUCAGGCUUCCUGAUUAUAUUACAAAACGAUUCACUCUUGAUAAGUGGGAAUGAAAACUUUGAGCUCAAGGUAGCCCUUUGUUUUUUUUUUUAAAUUCAGCUAGUUGAUGGGGUUCUUAUAUGAAGAAGACACCUCCAGGAUUUAGAACAUGCCUUGCUUUCUACAUAAUAGAAAUAAUAUUUCAAAGUAAAUGUUUAUUAUCAAAUUGGAGCAGUUUCUGAACCCUAGUCACCCUAAUAGUAUCUGUAAAAGGUUUUAAUUAUGGCUUAUGUCUUAACACAUGUCAAUUAAAACCUUUACAUAGUCUAGUGUAUUUUCUCUUGAAUUUUAAAAAACUACAAUGUAUUGUAUUAUCACAUUAAAGGCAUUGUCCCCAGAAUAUCGAGAAGCUGCCUUGAAAUUCUGAAGAUUGUCCUGAAUGUUUAAAAGGAAAAUGUGAUUUUCCUUGAGGUUUUGCAGAAAAGAGUUAGAACAUAAUGGGUGCCUAGUGAAGGGCCUUCACUCAUAUCCAUUCUUUAUAGAAAACUCUUUUAAGUAUGUGAGGAUGGAUUGUAAUAGUUUAGGCCUGUAUAAAAACAGACUGGAUCCCCACAUUGCACUAAGCUUGGCCAUGAUUUUGUACAAUGUGAAUGAGGUUACAGUCUUGAGCAAAUGUUGCUCCUCAGGGUAUCAUUUGCUAGUCUAGAGGAGUGUUUCUCAACUUUAGCAACUUUAAGAUAUGUAGACUUCAGCUCCCAAAAUUCAUGGCUGGCUGGGGAAUCCUGGCAAUUGAAAUCCACACAUCUUAAAGUUGCCAAGGUUGAAAAACACGGGUCUAGAGGAAGGCGUGUCAAAUUCUAGUGAUCUUCCUAACUUGUUCCCGCUAUUCUGAUCUUCUGUUUCAUGCAGCCUGCUUCUCCAGCUUGGUACCUGGGGGCAUUAGCAUCCUGCCGUCAUAUUCUUUAGGUCAGUAUUUUUCCUUGGCUUGAAAAGAAUAAUUUUUUAAUAAUUAAGAAAGCCAGGAAGCUAGCAUGCUGAAAGUCACCUGCCUCAAGCAUAACCUGUAUUUUCAGGAGAACCUCUGAAGCCCACAGGUAUUUCAGAUCUGGGGAUGUUAUCACUGGCCACAAUUUUGUAAGUGGGCCAGUAACAUGCUCUCCAUAUUUCAAAAAUUCCCCUUGGCCAAAAGGCUUAGGGACUCCUGUUCUACAGCUGUCCUUUGUCUUCCAUAUUAUUUCCAGCUCAGAAGAAUGAAAACCUUUUCAGAUGAUCUCCACCAGAAGGCUUUUCUCACGGUCUUUUACAAAUACAAAUCACUGUUAUAAAUUAGGGUUCCUAAUGUUUUGGGGCCAACAGGCACAUUUGAAAUUCAAAGAAUAAAUCUGAAUUUUUUUUCACAGAGCACCAAUUUGCAAUAAAGCAAACUGCUGAAUAUUAAAUCCCCUACUCUCAAUUCCCUCUUCGUACGGAGGGGGGAGUAAGUGGACAUAUUUUUAAUACUGCUGUCAUACAAUCCUCCUCCAAUUUUACCUGCUAAAUUGCCUGUGGGAUGGUCUUUAUGUUUGGAAAUAAACUUAAUGCAGCAGAUUGGGCUUUCAGAGCAUUCAAUCUAAUUCCUUAAAUAAAGUU
Messenger RNA from Python bivittatus (Burmese python), 5173 nucleotides. It is a transcript of the gene RECQL, whose product is annotated as RecQ like helicase. Lineage: Eukaryota; Metazoa; Chordata; Lepidosauria; Squamata; Pythonidae. Gene Ontology annotation, cellular component: chromosome; cytoplasm. Gene Ontology annotation, molecular function: 3'-5' DNA helicase activity; ATP binding; four-way junction helicase activity. The record is from RefSeq and is a predicted model, not a curated record. Gene Ontology annotation, biological process: double-strand break repair via homologous recombination; DNA replication.